This is a messenger RNA of Tachyglossus aculeatus (Australian echidna), 7026 nucleotides long. It is a transcript of the gene CTNND2, whose product is annotated as catenin delta 2. The record is from RefSeq and is a predicted model, not a curated record. Bases 213 to 3911 code for a protein of 1232 amino acids. Gene Ontology annotation, biological process: cell-cell junction assembly; dendritic spine morphogenesis; cell-cell adhesion. The transcript is spliced from 22 exons. Gene Ontology annotation, cellular component: cytoplasm; plasma membrane; postsynaptic density. NCBI's taxonomy places the organism in Eukaryota, Metazoa, Chordata, Mammalia, Monotremata, Tachyglossidae. Gene Ontology annotation, molecular function: cadherin binding.
GGAGGAGGAGGAGGAGGGAGAGAGCAGGGGGGACCCAAGAGCAGUCUCGCCCUCUUCCCUCCCCCAGCCUCCGUCGCCCCACGGUCGCCCCGCAGACGACAGGAGCGGAUGAUGCUGCAGUUGGGCAAGGUCAAAACCUUGCACUGAAGCCCCGCGGCGGCGCCCACACCUUUCCCCGGGCUUGAGGAUUUGGCUAUUUGGGGGGAGAGUGCAUGUUUGGGAGGAAGCAGACAGGCUCGACGCCUCUCGGAGCUAUGCCUGUUCCAGAUCAGCCUUCAUCUUCAGAAAAGAGUAGUUCCUUGAGCCCCGUGUUGAAUGCGUCCAAUGGGGAUGGCUCUGAAACCGAGACCACCUCUGCCAUUCUUGCUUCCGUCAAAGAACAGGAACUCCAGUUUGAGAGACUGACCCGAGAGCUCGAGGCUGAGCGCCAGAUUGUAGCCAGCCAACUGGAGAGAUGUAAGCUUGGAUCGGAGACCGGAAGCAUGAGCAGCAUUAGCUCAACAGAAGAGCAGUUUCACUGGCAAACACAAGAUGGCCAGAAGGACAUAGAGGAUGAGCUCACGACUGGUCUUGAGCUGGUGGACUCCUGUAUUAGAUCCCUGCAGGAGUCGGGAAUACUUGAUCCACAGGACUAUUCAACUAGCGAAAGGCCCAGCCUUCUCUCCCAGAGUGCACUUCAGCUCAAUUCUAAACCUGAAGGGUCUUUCCAGUAUUCAUCCAGCUACCACAGCAAUCAGACCCUUGCCCUUGGUGAAACCCCACCAUCUCAGCUCCCAGCCCGCAGCAGUCAAGCCAGAGCUGCCAUCCAGAGCUUCAGCCAGGGCGCAACUAGCCGAGCAGCCCAUUUAGCUGGAUCGGACCCUUCUCAAUCACAUGCUGCCUCUCAGUCAAGAGAGUCCUUUGUGCAGAGCCAUGGGAGUGCGUUCCAUUUGCCUGACUCCCAGCAUUCUUCAGCACUUUAUUAUUCCAGCUCUACUCUGCCAGCACAGAGAGUGAGCUCUCCCUUGUCCAUGCAGCAGGUAGGCUCGCCCACCAAGCUCCAGCGGGUGGGCUCGGCCUCCGAGAGCACCGGAUAUAACACCACGCAGCGGGUCUCCUCUCCUAAGCAGUCUCCGAGCCGGCUAGCCAAAUCGUAUAGCACCAGCUCUCCCAUCAAUAUCGUUGUGUCUUCAGCUGGACUUUCUCCUUCCCCAAUCCGGGUGACCUCUCCACCAACCAUUCAGUCCAAUAUUUCAUCCUCACCGAUACAUCAGCUGAGCUCAACCAUCGGCACUUACGCCACCCUCUCUCCUACCAAACGUCUAGUCCACACGUCAGAUCAGUACGGCAAGCAUUCCCAGGAACUCUAUGCCACUGCUACUUUGCAGAGACCUGGCAGUUUAGCAGCUGGGUCGCGGGCAUCUUACAGCAGCCAGCAUAGCCAUCUUGGCUCUGAGUUGAGGGCACUGCAGUCUCCAGAGCACCAUAUAGACCCUAUUUACGAAGACAGAGUCUAUCAGAAGCCCCCUAUGAGGAGUCUCAGCCAGAGCCAGGGAGACAAUCUGCAACCAGCACUCACAGGCACCUAUCGCACGAGCACAGCCCCAUCUUCCCCCGGUGUCGACUCCGUCCCCUUACAGCGCACAGGAAGUCAGCACGGCUCCCAGAAUACAGCAUCGACCUUCCAGAGGGCCAGCUAUGCUGCAGGCCCUGCCUCCAAUUACGCAGACCCGUACCGACAGCUGCAGUACUGUCCUUCUGUCGAGUCACCGUACAGCAAAUCCGGGCCUGCCAUUCCACCGGAGGGGACCCUGGCUAGGUCGCCUUCAAUUGAUAGCAUUCAGAAAGAUCCCAGAGAAUUUGGUUGGAGAGACCCAGAACUUCCUGAAGUUAUCCAAAUGCUGCAGCACCAGUUCCCUUCAGUGCAGUCGAACGCCGCUGCCUAUUUGCAACACCUGUGUUUCGGAGACAAUAAAAUUAAAGCAGAGAUAAGACGGCAAGGAGGCAUUCAGUUACUCGUGGAUCUUUUGGAUCAUCGGAUGACGGAGGUCCACCGUAGUGCCUGUGGAGCGUUGAGGAACUUGGUGUAUGGGAAGGCAAAUGAUGACAAUAAAAUUGCCCUGAAAAACUGUGGCGGCAUCCCAUCAUUAGUACGGUUACUCCGCAAGACGACUGACUUGGAAAUCCGAGAGCUGGUCACAGGGGUUCUCUGGAAUCUCUCUUCUUGUGAUGCCCUUAAAAUGCCAAUUAUCCAGGAUGCCCUCGCAGUGUUGACCAAUGCAGUGAUUAUCCCUCAUUCCGGAUGGGAAAAUUCUCCACUCCAGGAUGAUCGUAAAAUUCAACUUCAUUCAUCACAGGUGCUGCGCAAUGCCACUGGGUGCCUAAGGAAUGUCAGUUCUGCUGGAGAAGAGGCCCGCAGAAGAAUGAGGGAGUGUGACGGACUUACUGAUGCUUUGCUCUAUGUGAUUCAGUCUGCUCUUGGGAGCAGUGAAAUUGAUAGCAAGACCGUUGAAAACUGUGUGUGCAUUUUGAGGAAUCUCUCUUACCGGCUUGCAGCAGAAACAUCUCAGGGACAGCAGAUGGGAACGGAUGAGCUUGAUGGAUUACUGUGUGGAGAUGCCAAUGGCAAGGAUGCUGAGAGUUCAGGGUGUUGGGGCAAGAAGAAGAAGAAAAAGAAAUCCCAAGACCAGUGGGACGGAGUUGGACCUCUCCCAGACUGUGCGGACCCACCAAAAGGAAUCCAGAUGCUGUGGCACCCUUCUAUCGUGAAACCCUACCUCACACUUCUCUCCGAGUGCUCAAAUCCGGACACACUGGAAGGCGCCGCGGGGGCCCUGCAGAACUUGGCCGCCGGCAGCUGGAAGUGUCCUUCGUAUUCUGUCUUUUUACAGUGGUCAGUGUAUAUCCGGGCUGCCGUCCGCAAAGAAAAAGGCCUGCCCAUUCUGGUGGAACUGCUGCGAAUAGACAAUGACCGGGUGGUGUGCGCAGUUGCUACGGCUUUACGGAACAUGGCCUUAGAUGUCAGAAAUAAGGAACUGAUAGGCAAGUACGCCAUGCGAGACCUGGUCCACAGGCUUCCCGGUGGGAACAACAGCAACAACUCAGCCAGCAAGGCCAUGUCCGACGACACGGUUACUGCUAUCUGCUGCACUCUGCAUGAAGUGAUAACAAAGAACAUGGAGAACGCCAAGGCCUUACGGGACGCCGGCGGCAUUGAGAAGUUGGUUGGCAUCUCCAAGAGCAAAGGAGACAAACAUUCUCCUAAAGUGGUCAAGGCAGCAUCUCAGGUCCUAAACAGUAUGUGGCAGUACAGAGAUCUGAGAAGUCUCUACAAAAAGGAUGGAUGGUCGCAGUAUCACUUCGUAGCCUCAUCUUCGACAAUAGAGAGGGACCGGCAAAGACCCUACUCUUCUUCCCGCACCCCCUCCAUUUCUCCCGUGCGCAUGUCUCCCAACAACCGCUCAGCAAGUGCCCCAGCUUCACCUCGGGAAAUGAUCAGUCUAAAGGAAAGGAAAACAGAUUACGAAUCAACUGGAACAAACGCCACCUACCAUGGAACUAAAGGAGAACACACUUCCAGGAAAGACACUAUGACAGCUCAAAAUACUGGAAUUUCAACUUUGUACAGGAAUUCUUAUGGUGCACCAGCUGAAGAUAUCAAACAUAACCAGGUUUCAGCACAGCCAGUUCCACAGGAGCCCAGUAGAAAAGAUUACGAAACCUUCCAGCCCUUUCAGAAUUCGACGCGAAACUACGACGAAUCCUUUUUUGAGGAUCAGGUUCACCAACGCCCACCCGCCAGUGAAUACAACAUGCACCUGGGACUCAAGUCAACUGGCAACUAUGUCGACUUCUAUUCAGCUGCUCGGCCCUACAGCGAACUUAACUAUGAAACAAGCCACUAUCCAGCCUCUCCAGACUCCUGGGUUUGAGACUGGGACGAGAAGACAAAAGCUCCAAGAACUGUGCAUGUGCAUGCAUAUACCACGAGACAUUUUUUCCUGCAAAUUUAGUUUGUAAAGCCUGUUCCAUAGAAAGGCCCUGAUAACCAGUGCGGAAAUAUUAAGAAAUUUUAGAAGGCUAAUCGCAUUGAAAAUUAACCUGGAGGUCAAUAGAAAGAAAAUUUCCUAAAUAUUACAGUGGGGGACAACUUUCCCGGCGGCCGGUAAAGUCUAAAAGAGCGCUGCUGAAUUCUGAAUGUGGUCGAAGGGAAGAGGGUGGAGGAAAUGGCAGUGGAGAUUGUAGGAUGAGAGGGUUAUGCUAAGCACAAGAAACAGACUAGUUUACAUACUUUAUGGGGGACAGCUUCUCACACUUCGUUUACUCUCCUCAUUCAUUGUGAAUCUAGGCUUCAAGUUGCAUUUGGGGUUCCUCUGUACAGCAAGAUGUUUCUUGCCUUUUGUUAACGCAUUGUUGUAAAGUAUUUGAUGUACAUUACAGAUAAAAAAAAAAGUGCAUUGUGUAUAUUACACCAAUGCCACAGUGUUUCUUCAUCUAUGGUUCUGAAUAUUGCUUCAAUUUCAAAAUUUUGAAAAGAUGUAUGGAUUUCCAGUUCUUUUCUUUUCCCCAGUACGUUUUAACAAAAACAAAAAAAGGAAUAUUUAGCAGUAUUGUUCGUUCUGAUAUGUGAAUUUGUUUGUGGCAACUAAAAACAAGGCAUUCAGCAGUUUCUGACAGUUAACAUACAUCAUUCCACACUCCUUGUCAACAAAGUGCUUUUUCACUGCCUAAAAUUUUAGAUGUAGAUAUUUGAAAUAGAUUUUUUUCAUUUAUACCAGUUUUCUUUAUGAUGAUACAGUGUUAAAAGAAAAUAAAUUACAAUUGAUCUGUCAUCCAUAUUUGCUAAGAAUGUCUAUUUCCAAGAAUCUGGCAUACAAAAUGCACAUUCUUGCUUGGUGUAUGUGUGUGUGCGUGUGUGUGUGUCCAUGUAUGUAUAAUAAUCUGUGUGUGGUUUUUUGAUAUAGGAGUUAUUUUGUUUGCUGUUCUCCUGUAUAAGCUUUGUUACUACUUUUCUAAUAGAAACUUUCUUCAGUUUGUUCCUUUGUACUGUAUCCACUAGACUGACCAUUUAGUGACUCAGGAUACCAGGCCAGUUGAAGUGGAGUGGCAGAUUUAUUACUCAUACUCUCUUAAAGACCUUUCCCUUCCAUGUUCCUAACAAACCAUCCCUUCUCCCACGCUCCCAGGAAAGAGGAGAAACUCAGCCAAUUAGGAGUUCUACCAUCGGAUCAUCCAUCAUGGGACCUUCUCCCCUCCCUCUCUGAGGCACUAUUCCCACUAUUUCCAGCCACGAGACUCUAAAUUGGACUUGAAGCUACGGUUAGGACAGUCCUAAACAGAGAAGAAAACCCAGGCCAGCCGUGUUGUGUUUUGUGUUAUAUUUUUUUUCGAAAAUCAGAUGGAUGUAUGUUCAUCUUUAAAAAAAAAUUGCUGCUUACCUCCCCACACAAUUUAAUUUAGCCCAAAGCAAAAAAAGCAAUAGUCCUGUUUUCCAAGUUGGACUUCAAAUAACAAUAAUUUACUCUUCCAGAGUUUGGAAAUUAAAAAAAGUUUACCUCUAUGGGCAGUAAAUACUCCUCCCACCUUUCAGAGAGAAUGCCUUCAGCUCCAUUUACUCAACUAGAUCAAUUGCAAAUGAGAAUAAGUUAAUUGAAAAGUCUGCUCAUUAAAUAAUUUGUGUCAGUUAACUUUCUUUUUCUGAAAUUCCUCACCUGUAAUAUUACCAUUUAAAACCAAAUUGUCACUCAUGGGAUUCAUGAAAAUUUUUACACUUCACUUGUGUUAUAACGUACAGAAAUAGUAUAGACCAUAGAAGCAGAUAUUGUGAUAUAGAGAUGGUUUAUCAGUAUCUUAGUACUGUUGUUUAAACUUUCCAAAAUAUACAAUAAAAACAUUAACAAUUUUUAGUAGUCAAGGGAAAAAUGAUAAUAAAUGCAUGUGAUCAAAGGACUGUAGGGACGGUUGUAUAUUCCGGUAGAUUAAAGUACUACUAACAGAAUCUUUCUAUUUUCUUUAUGAUAUUGAUUUUUUAAAUUGUAGGCAGCAUUUACCACAUUUUUGGACAAGGCCCAUUUUCAGUAGGCUGAAGGGGAACCAAUUCUGUAACGAGAAAUCAGUGCUGCCAACUACAAUCACCAAGAGCCUUCUGGGACCCCUGAAAGGGAACUAGGUGGGGUGGACUAAAAAAAAAAAAAAAGCAGUGACAGACAGCCAGUAGACAGAACCCUUUCUCUCUCACUCACAGGGCAAUGUCAUUAGCUGGAAAAAUGCAGGGCUUUUUUUUUUGUUUGGUUGGUUUUUUUCUUUUCUUAAAUCGGGUUUACGUGAUCUGUUAAAGUGACCUGAAUGCCCAACUAGGUACCCUUAAAAAAUGAACCAGCAACUGAAAAGAGAUUCAUUACAUGAGAUAUAUUGGAUUAAAUGCACCCAAUGACAUGAAACUUUUGGUUUGGUUUCUUGUUUUCAUUCUUCUGAAGUGAUGAAGUGUGCCCUAAAGGAAUGACUCUUCCUUAAAAGUGGGAAAACUCACUGUUAUCUUUUCCCAGUCCUGAACCUUUAUUUCAGCUUCCCACUCUAAAAAGACAUAUCUAGUCCAGAUGUUUUGAUCAGAAGAGAAAAGCGGACAUGACUAAUAAAUAUUCCUUCCCGUUCCUUCCCACCAGAGUAGGCCACAAACGUAUCCAUUGCAUUGGCUGUAAUGUAAGAAGCAGUGAUCUAAAGGGGAAAAAGGGCCUCCUGAUCCGCUAUGUCCACAAAAUUAUCUUUAUUGUUUUACUAAGACAAUGUUGAUCACAAGGAUGGAUUAACUAACAGUUAAGUUGCACUACCAAAAGCAAUACUGAUUUUUAAAAGAUGACAUUUUAAGAACUGGUUCUAUCUAGUACCAUUUAAAUGCUGCAGUAGACUUUGAUCAUGUAUACAGUGUCAAAUUUUAAGACUAUAAAAAUCAAAUGGACAUACGAUGUUAAGCUAUUCAUGGUGCUAACCUGUGGUAAAAGCCAACUCAUACUGACAUAUUUUCUAUUAAUAAAAGUUACAUUUUCUGGA